ACAAAUAAUGGCGCUCUUAAAUGAUACAAAUAAUAGCGCUCUUAUAGGACAGCUGCCUCCACCAAGGACUUCCACAUAUGAUAUUUUUAUUUUUAAAGGCCAAGAAGAUGGCGGAACGGGGUUUGGUAGAUCUUCAUAGCUGUGCAGCUUUGGUUGAGAGGUAUAACACAAAUGAAUGUAAAACACUGUUUCCUCUCUUCUCCCACCAAAUAUUUAAAAAAGCAAAAGCAAAAGCAAAAGAUGUGGCAACUCAUGGCAACGUCUAUAUUGGAGGUCUUCAAUCAACCACGUAAACUCUCAUUCAUUUCAGUAACCCCAAUCUCUGAGCACAUAGCACACAUACAUUCCUUGCCAUCAUGAAUUUUUAAACAACACAAUAUUCCUAUUGGCAAUGCUGAUUUUCACUCUCACCACAUUCAAAUCCUACACCAUAUUCAAGAACCCAGAAACCCACAUUAGAAACCACAUUGUUAAUCUUUCAAUUUAUAAACAAACAAGAAAUCUUUUUCUUUCUCCCUCAAUUUUGUGCUGUGCAAUGAAGACGGGUCAGGGCUCCUCAGCUUGCAAGACCCAAGAUACCUUGCUCUCUCAAGAACAAUUGAAUGUUGCAGAAGAGGCACUGAGAAGACACAGUCUUAAUACAAUUGAGCGGAAUGGUUCGGGCACUGCAAUUGUCUGGUUCAGGAAUGACUUGAGAAUUUUGGAUAAUGAGGCCCUGUAUCGAGCUUGGCAGUCAUCAGAGACUGUGUUACCUGUUUACUGCAUCGAUCCUCGCUUGUUUGGAACCACAUAUUACUUUGGUUUUCCUAAAACUGGAGAAUUGCGAGCUGAGUUUUUACUAGAGAGCCUGGUUGAUUUGAAGCGAAACCUGCUGAAAAGAGGUUCCAAUCUACUCAUCAAAUAUGGAAAGCCAGAAGAAGUGCUUCCAACUAUUGUUCAAUCUUUUGGAGCUCAUACAGUUUAUGCUCAAAAGGAAACAUGCAUUGAAGAAGUAAUGGUUGAAAAGCAUGUCAGAAAGGGUUUGGAAAAAAUUACUCUCUCAUUGAGUGGAUCUACUAGUUUGAAGGCUAGAAGUCCAACAUUGCAACUAGUUUGGGGGAGUACUAUGUAUCAUUUAGCAGAUUUGCCAUUCAAGACAGAACAUAUACCAGAUGUGUAUACACAAUUCCGUAAGGCAGUAGAAGCGAAGUGCAAAGUCCGAACUUCCUAUAAGAUGCCAGCAUUACUUGGACCUCUUCCUAAGAAUGGUCUGAAUGAAAUUGAUGAGUGGGGCAAGAUCCCCACCCUUGGUGAGCUUGGAUUGACUACCAAAGAUAAGAGCUCCCUUGGCGUCAUGCAAUUUAUUGGAGGAGAAAGUGCAGCCUUGGCAAGAUUGCAUGAAUAUUUUUGGGAAAAGGACAUGUUGCGUUUGUAUAAGGAUACAAGAAAUGGAAUGUUAGGUCCAAACUACUCAACAAAGUUCUCACCAUGGCUUGCAUAUGGAAGCAUAUCACCACGUUAUAUCAAUGAAGAGGUUAAGCGUUAUGAGAGGGAAAGAGUUGCAAAUGCUUCAACUUAUUGGAUUUUGUUUGAACUGAUGUGGAGAGAUUAUUUUAGAUUCAUAUCAAUCAAAUAUGGAAACUCAAUUUUUCAUUUGGGGGGUCCACGCAAGGUCAAGGAAGUUAAGUGGAGUCAGGAUUCAACUUUAUUUCAGCAUUGGAGAGAUGGGUUUACUGGGUACCCACUUGUUGACGCUAAUAUGAAGGAACUAGCAGCCACUGGUUUUAUGUCAAACAGAGGCCGUCAAAUUGUAUGUUCAUUUUUGGUGAGGGAUAUGGGUCUGGACUGGCGAAUGGGAGCAGAAUGGUUUGAGACAUGUCUGCUAGAUUAUGAUCCAUGCUCCAAUUAUGGCAACUGGACAUAUGGUGCAGGUGUUGGAAAUGAUCCAAGGGAGGACAGAUAUUUUAGCAUCCCAAAGCAGGCACAAAAUUAUGAUCCUGAUGGUGAGUACGUUGCACACUGGUUACCAGAGAUUGCAAAAUUACCGAAAGCAAUGCGUCAUUUUCCUGGAAAGGCUUAUACUGCACAAGUAGUGCCUCUGAAAUUUCCUAAUUCUGGAAAAAGUUAUGGUCAUGGAAAAGGACAUUUGGAGGAUAACAGGCACGAUUUUAGCAGACAUGUGACUGGGAAAACUGCACAGUCAAGCAGACGAGACACCAGAAGAUGACAAACUGGUCUAUGGUUGUAAUCUUUACUGUUGGGUUGAUUUUUCUUUUAUCUUACACUUGCAAACAAUAUUUUAUUUGUUAAAGAGGAGAGAAAAGAGGAGAGGAGAUGUGUCAUAUUGUAAUGGUCAAUUUUGAGGAUCCUGUGUACCUUAAAAUUCAUCUACAAGUAUGUUGCAUAUUGUAUCUUUUUUUUCUUCAUUGGGUUCGGCUUCAUGUACCAAUAGAUUUUGGCAUUGAAGCAAUUGCCAUGGUGCAAAAGUUGUAAUGAAUUCUUCUGGAAUGUUCUUUGGUACUUACGGGUUGUACACCACCUUCAGUCAGUUUCUUUUCAGUUUGAAAGUCAGUUGGGUUGCCACUCGACAAUUUCUAGGUUUAUGAUAUGUGAUGCAUAUGAAACACCCACGGAUCUCUUAGAAGAGCAAGAUUUGAACCUGAGGCUUCAGCCUCUUGAUAUUGAAGCUCAAUGAAUCAGUUUAUGGAGUAAAUAGGUGGCAAGAAUUCGACAAUUUAUGUAUUUUAAGAUCUAUUCAUUUUAUUCAUUAAUGGUAGAUUUUAAUUACUCCGCUAAUGUA
This is a messenger RNA of Cryptomeria japonica (Japanese cedar), 2779 nucleotides long. Its product is annotated as cryptochrome DASH, chloroplastic/mitochondrial. Lineage: Eukaryota; Viridiplantae; Streptophyta; Pinopsida; Cupressales; Cupressaceae. The transcript has 13 exons. The record is from RefSeq and is a predicted model, not a curated record. Gene Ontology annotation, molecular function: DNA binding; DNA photolyase activity; FAD binding. The coding region runs from base 392 to 2206 and encodes 604 amino acids. Gene Ontology annotation, biological process: photoreactive repair.